This is a messenger RNA of Poecilia latipinna (sailfin molly), 2207 nucleotides long. RefSeq names its product sodium bicarbonate cotransporter 3-like. Lineage: Eukaryota; Metazoa; Chordata; Actinopteri; Cyprinodontiformes; Poeciliidae. The transcript has 7 exons. Gene Ontology annotation, molecular function: sodium:bicarbonate symporter activity; monoatomic anion transmembrane transporter activity; solute:inorganic anion antiporter activity. The record is from RefSeq and is a predicted model, not a curated record. Gene Ontology annotation, cellular component: apical plasma membrane; plasma membrane; basolateral plasma membrane. Bases 675 to 1862 code for a protein of 395 amino acids. Gene Ontology annotation, biological process: transmembrane transport; monoatomic anion transport; bicarbonate transport.
GCCCCUGACGGGGCUUAGUCCCUCCCCCUGACAAAUGUAGAAUGAAAUAUCCCAAAAGUGGGCGGAGCCAAGAUACACGUGGGGGCGUGGCCAAUGCUUAGGAUGAGGAGAGGGUGGGACUCAUUUCCCCAAACGUUUCCUCUUUCUGCAGACGCCGAGUCUCGGAGCGAACGGUUCUGCCUCAGCCGGCCCUGCUGCUCAGUUUGGGUUUUAGUUCCUGUUUGGGCUAAGAAGAGUUUUUGAAUGGAAUUAUUAAUGCUAGGUGUGCUAACAUGCUACCAGUGGCUCCUCUCCCACCCGGUGUGACGUCUCCUCUGGUUAUUCUGAUUUAUCAUCAGGGUCAGUUUAGCUGAAUCAGCUCCUCAGAGGUCAGCCUGGCUUCUCAGCUUCCUGUGUCAUUCUUUGUCUCCGUUUCCAGUGAACUGUUUGUGAGUCCAGCUGCAGCAGGUGAACCGGACCGGGUCAGGAGUUCAGCUGGUCCGCUCUGUUUACCUUCUUCCUGUCCAGGAGGGCGGCGCCCUGAAGCCCCGCCCCCUGCAGUCUGUCUGCAGAGCGUCAGGCUCUGCUGCUGACGAGGAAACUCGCUCUGCUAUAAAUACCUGAACCGCAGCUGCAGCAGACAGUUCUGUUCUGGGUCCGGUCCUGCGAAGUUCUGGUUCUGGUUCUGGUCCAAUAUGGGAGACUUCUGGGCAGACGUGGCCUCUCAGCGCGUGGCCAGAGGACUCUCGGGAAACGAUGAGGAGGCUGUUCUGGACCAGGGCAAGACCAGCACCACCCUGCACACAAACUUUGAGAAAGAGGAACUGGAGAGCCACAGAGCCGUGUACGUCGGCGUUCACGUCCCACUGGGCCGGCAGAGCCGCAGGCGGCACCGGCACCGCGGACACCGCCAUCACCGCAGGCGGCGGGACCGGGAUGACCACGAGGACGGCCGGGAGUCUCCGUCGUACGACACGCCGUCCCAGAGGGUCCAGUUCCUCCUCGGCACCGAAGACGAUGAUGAGGAACACAUCCCCCACGACCUGUUCACCGAACUGGAUGAGCUCGCCUUCAGGGACGGAGAGGUCCAGGUGUGGAAGGAGACGGCCAGGUGGCUGAAGUUCGAGGAAGACGUGGAGGACGGCGGCGAGCGCUGGAGCAAGCCGUACGUCGCCACGCUGUCGCUGCACAGCCUGUUUGAGCUUCGCUCCUGCAUAAUGAACGGCACCGUGCUGCUGGACAUGAGGGCCGGCUGCAUCGACGAGAUCGCAGACAUGGUGAUCGACAGCAUGCUGGCGACCGGCCAGCUGGAGGCGGAGCAGCAGGACAAGGUGAGGGAGGCUCUGCUGAAACGCCACCAUCACCAGAACGAGAAGAAGCUGAGCAACCGCAUCCCGCUGGUCCGCUCCUUCGCAGACAUAGGCAAGAAGCAUUCGGACUCGACGCUGCUGGAGCGCAACGGGGAGGGGGUGUCCUCCUCUCGCCUCUCCCUCCUCCGCCGCUCCUCCCCCCUCCCCACAGGCGCCCUUCCUGUUUGGUCGCCUCCUCUCUGGCCCCGCCUCCUUGCCUCCCAACACGUCCGCACUGUGCCUCCAGGAGCGCCACCUGUCGGAGCCCUGCCCUCCCGGACUGGCCCCGCCCCUUCUGGACCCCACCCCCUCAGGAGGAGCGCCGCACCGCCACUCGGCGUCAGAGACGCUGGCAGGCGGAUCCAGGUGGUGGUUUUCCCUCCGGAGGAGGAGCAGCACCUUCACAUGAAUGAUGGCGCUCCUGAGAGCCAAACAGGCAAUAAGAGGCAUGAAGCUGCUGCUCCUAACACCAGGCCUGGGGUCAGAGGUCAUCUGGGGACCAAUGAACCUCCUUCACUGGUUGGGAUCAGCUGAGGCCUGGACUAUAAAUCAAUAACUGACACAUGAUCAGCAUGAACCGAUAAUACAUCUGAUAGAACAUUUAUACAAUAUUCACUGAACUCCAGAACCGCACGGGAUUCUGGGAGAUGUAGGCAGGGCUCUUCUACUGUCAGACAAAUUACACCUCAGAGCUGCAGCUGUCACAGAACCUGGUCCAUUAAUGAGUCGUUCAGUACCGACCAGAACCGGUCAGUUAACCAGUUGGAGCGCUGACUCGUCAUCACUGAGGUCGCUCUGAAACAAACAGGAAGUAGUCAGAGCGUGACGGCCAGCAGAGUCAGCGGCUUCCUGGACCGGUUCCCCUCACUCAGCACAAAC